CGUCAUAAGGCUGCGCUGCGCGAUUCUGUUGGGAAAAAGGACAAAGUGUUCAAACACGCAGAAAAACUCCUGGUGAAGCAACACACUGUUAUAAAGAUGGAGUUUAUUAAAGAGGAGAGUGAAGACAUGAGGAUUGAAGAAGCUUUUACUGUCAAACAUGAAGAUCCUGAAGAACAACAAACAAAGAUGGCGUUUAUUACAGAGGAGAGUGAAGACGUGGAGAAUGAAGUCAAGCAUGAAGAUCCUGAGGAACAAACAGACCUGAUGGCACUGAAAGAGGAGAGUCAAGAUCUAAAUGAAAUGGAAGAAAAAAACUUCAUGACUGGUGAUGAAUCUUUUAGCUACUCACAGACUGAUAAAACAGAAACUAGAAACCUUAAAGUCCAGAUGAGAAUUCAGACUGGAGAGAAGCAUUACACCUGUGAACAAUGUGGAAAGAGUUUUAGUUUAAAAGACAGCUUUAGAGUCCACUUGAAAAUCCACACUGGAGUGAAGCCUUACUCCUGCAAACUGUGUGGAAAGAGUUUCUUACUAAAAGGACAUCUUAAGACUCACAUGCGCGUUCACACUGGAGAGAAGCCGUUCAUCUGCUCUCAGUGUGGCAAGAGUUUUAGACAGAAAAAAGAUCUUAAUACCCACAUGACAAAUCACACUGGAGAAAAGCUUUACUCCUGCAAACUGUGUGGGAAGAGCUUCAGACGAAAAGACAAUCUUAAGAAUCACAUGCGAGUUCACACUGGAGAGAAGCCGUUCAUCUGCUCUCAGUGUGGAAAGAGUUUUAGACAGAAAAGAGAUCUUAAUACCCACAUGACAAAUCACACUGGAGAAAAGCCCUACUCCUGCAAACUGUGUGGGAAGAGCUUCAGACGAAAAGAAAAUCUUAAGACUCACAUGAGCAUUCACACUGAACAGAAGCCGUUCAUCUGCUCUCAUUGUGGCAAGAGUUAUAAAUGGAAAAGAAAUCUUAAUGGCCACAUGAAAAAUCACACUGGAGAAAAGCCUUACUCUUGCAAACUAAGUGGGAAGAGUUUCAUGCAAAAUGAACAUUUUAAGACUCGCAUGAGAAUUCACACUGGUGGAGAUUAUCCAUUUGUUUGUGAUCAGUGUGGAAAGAGUUUCAAAUUUAAAGCACACUUUAAUAAUCAUCACAUGAGGAUUCACUCAGGAGAGGACUGUUUUGUAUGUCAUCAGUGUGAAAGGAGUUUCACAGACAGGCGUCACCUUGAGAAUCAUGUAAAAAUUCACAUCGGGGAGAAGCCUUACAUGUGCCAUCAAUGUGGAAAGACUUUAACAAACAGCGCAAACCUGGAGGAUCACAUGAGAGUUCACACUGGAGAGAAGCCUUUCACCUGCCAAGAGUGUGGAAAGAGCUUCACAGUUAAAGGAAACCUUAAGACGCACAUGAGAAUUCACACUGGAGAGAAGCCUUACAAGUGUCUUCAGUGUGACACGAGUUUCCAAUAUCACAUAAGCAUGAAAAAUCAUUUGCAAACUCAUUCUGGAAAGAAUUAAUUGUUUUCCCCAGUGUGACGAGGUUUAGAAAAAGGAGUCAUUUCAGCAAUCAUCUGCGCAUUCACUCUGGAGAUAGACAGUUUAAUUGGGAUCAAUGCAAUAAAAUCAUCACACUUAUGCAUAUGCAAAGUCAUGUAAAUGUGAGAGCCUGUUUUUGUUCUUUGAUAAAGAGUAUGACUAUAGAAAUGCAUAUCCAUUUGAAAUAAGCAGCUGAAUGCGAGCUUCAUCUUAUUUCCACCUCAUGACCAAUUCUUUUAUUUGUAUUACUGUUUUAGCUAUAUCCUACAUCUCUUUAUACUUUACCUCUAGUAAACCUCUAGUCUUUUUGUUUUCUUUUGACCAUGUUUACUGCAGUGAGAACUAGGGCUGGGAAAAUAAAUUGAUGCAUCGCGAAUUGAGAAAUGACUCAGCAUUGAUUCUGAGAUUUUCCGAAAGCAUCACGAUUAGGGAUGCACGAUAUUAAAUUUUUCAGUCCUUCUCAUAGUCUUUCUCAUAGUCGAUACCAAUACUCAAUAAGUUCAUAUUUUUAUGUUAUAAUCUUCAUAUAAUCUACAAUUUGUGCACCCAGGAGAAUAGAAAAUCUGAGAAGCACUGAUUAAACUGAUAUUUUAGUAGCUCUGGCCUAACUAUAAUAGCAAACUUCAGUCCUGACUCUUCAAAUGUGUUUAUUUUUUGUGUAAGGCACCACAAUACUUAGUAACAGAAAGAGUUUAACAGAACUAUGGUUUCAUUUCAUUUCACAAAAUUCAAGUAUUUCAUGCAUAACAAAGAAAUGCAUCUAUUCACCCUUUAGUGCAUGAGGAUGAGGAUGGUAUAUUGACUUUAAGUCAUGUUUUUCAAAUGCAUAAUAAAUAAAAUGCAUUGACAUUUGUCAACCUCGAAAAAAAGAAAAACAAAAGUGCAUCCUUAAAAAUACA
This is a messenger RNA of Sinocyclocheilus grahami, 2429 nucleotides long. Its product is annotated as gastrula zinc finger protein XlCGF57.1. Gene Ontology annotation, molecular function: RNA polymerase II cis-regulatory region sequence-specific DNA binding; DNA-binding transcription factor activity, RNA polymerase II-specific. Gene Ontology annotation, biological process: regulation of transcription by RNA polymerase II. The record is from RefSeq and is a predicted model, not a curated record. NCBI's taxonomy places the organism in Eukaryota, Metazoa, Chordata, Actinopteri, Cypriniformes, Cyprinidae. Gene Ontology annotation, cellular component: chromatin; transcription regulator complex; PcG protein complex. The transcript has 3 exons. Bases 97 to 1512 code for a protein of 471 amino acids.